Gordionus sp. m RMFG-2023 is the source of this 777-nucleotide messenger RNA. Its product is annotated as vesicle-associated membrane protein-associated protein A-like. The coding region runs from base 1 to 777 and encodes 258 amino acids. Lineage: Eukaryota; Metazoa; Nematomorpha; Gordioida; Chordodea; Parachordodidae. The transcript has a single exon. The record is from RefSeq and is a predicted model, not a curated record.
AUGAACAACUGGAUAUCAAUUUCACCCGACAGGACUCUUUCUUUUCAAGGACCAUUCGAUCAACCCCGAAAGAAAUAUGUUAAUAUCCAGAAUAUAUCACCCAUGCCCAUCAAAUUUAAAAUAACUUCUACAGAUCCAGAAAAAUACUCCAUUCACCCCUCUGAGGGUGAAAUAUCUACCUCUAAUAAAGUGGAUGUAGUGGUUGAGUUAUUACCCUUCGAAUAUAGAUGGGAAGAUGAAGAAUCCCAUCGCAUUCAAGUCACGGCUUUCCAAACUGGAAACAAGAACGAAAUAAGAGAUGAAAGCCAUUUCGAUCAAAUUUUGAAAGUGAUAUUGAAACCUGGCUCUGGUGCUUCAUCAUCCCGUGAUAAACUCUCUAAAAAGAAAGGAAUAAAGAGAGAACAAAAAGAUGAGCAUAAAGAAUAUAUCAUGGAUUACCCCGGAUCGCCUAUCCUGUCUUCAUCCAUAUCCGAUCAUAUGCUGCGAGAGAAGGACCCAGAAGUCCUUAAAAGAAAUUUAGUGACUGCUGACCGAGAAUUGGAAACGGUUAGAUUACACCGAGAUAUGCUGAAGAAAGUGUACAGGAAGGCUGAUAGAGCUAGAUCAGAUAUAGACGAGAGCAGGACAACUUACAUUAAAAGAACGGUCAAGGAUAGGCUGAAAACAAUAUAUGCUAUUCAAGUGUUUACUCUAACUUUUUUACUUGUGUUCAUAAGUUUUUGCAUGUCGGAAUUUUUGAUGAAUUACGUGGUAAUCCGUGAUUUUCAAAGGCGCUAG